AUGACAGAAGAUCCAGAAUACGUGUUCAUAAAAAUCGUCUUUCUCGGGAACUCACGUUUGCGCGUUGGUAGGGAACAUGCUUGGCUCAUCUCUCCCAAGAGAACUAAUGUAAUGGCUAUUCGAGACCUUGUCCUGCAAGCUUUCCCUCCGCUGCGGCUUUGUCAGGAUAGGACCACGGUGCUUCUUGAAAGAAGAUACACCAGCUUCGGUCGCAUCGUUCUCGAGCCAGCAGCUCAGGUGUCGAUCAUAGUUCUCCCUCCAUAG
Necator americanus (New World hookworm) is the source of this 264-nucleotide messenger RNA. RefSeq lists its product as uncharacterized. The record is from RefSeq and is a predicted model, not a curated record. The coding region runs from base 1 to 264 and encodes 87 amino acids. Lineage: Eukaryota; Metazoa; Nematoda; Chromadorea; Rhabditida; Ancylostomatidae. The transcript has 4 exons.